Trichomonas vaginalis G3 is the source of this 2703-nucleotide messenger RNA. RefSeq lists its product as uncharacterized. Gene Ontology annotation, molecular function: protein binding. The record is from RefSeq and is a predicted model, not a curated record. Lineage: Eukaryota; Parabasalia; Trichomonadida; Trichomonadidae. The transcript has a single exon. The coding region runs from base 1 to 2703 and encodes 900 amino acids.
AUGGAAGCGAAUAAACUUCCAGAACUCAGCAGCAUUGCUUUUGAUUCAAGUGAAGUUGCAGAUUUAUCAGCUCAGAAUAUCAAUACUUUUUCUUCAAUUGAAAACUUACUUCCUCGUACAGAUAUUUCGAUUAUCAAAAUCCGUUCAAAUAACGUACAGAAAUUUGAUAAGGAAUUUUUCAACAAACAUAAGCGUAUCAAGUAUUUAGACGUUUCAGAUAACGAAAUACAAGAUCUGAUGGGUAUUGAAUUGUUAGAAGAUCUUGUUUUGCUUGAUUGCUCAAAAAACUUCAUUAAACGUCUAUCAAAUCUCGAAAAGUGUGUAUCCUUAAAACGUUUGCUCAUUUCUUCCAAUGAAAUUACAAAUGUUUUUCUAAAAUCUGCCAUUCCUAAACUUGUUGUGCUUGAUUUGCAUAAGAACCAGCUUAAGAAGAUAGAUUUCGGUAAAUAUUUUCCUUUAGUUUCCGAACUUUACUGUGAUAAUUGCCAAUUAACUUCAUUAAACGGUCUUCAAGAAUUCGCAUCAUUAAAGCACUUCACGGCCAAAGGAAACAUGAUCUACGAUGUCGACAAUAUCGCUAGUAAUACUUUGGCCGAUUUAGACCUAACAGGAAACAAAGUUUCGAAACUUUCAUUUAUUUCAAAAUUUCCUAACUUAGUUUUCAUAAAUGUCUCUCAAAACCCAAUUACGGAUAAAUCGCUCGAAGGAGUGAAGCAAUGUCCUGCAAUUCGAGCAUUUCGUUGUUCUAACACAGAUAUAACAAGGAUUUCUCCUUUUCUGAUGCUAGUUCCUAACAUUGAGCUUCUUGAGCUUGAGAAAACUAAGAUAAAUGACUACAUUGAUGUUAUUACUUUUGUCAAAAAGUCAAAGAAGCUCAGAUUACUUAGUUUGAGAUUUACUCCUCUUACUAAUAGUUUGUAUACCUUUAAAGAUAACGAAAUGUCCAAAAAAUGGAACUCUUUGGAGGAAUAUCAAAAUGAAAGAGGAGUUAAUGAGGAAUUACAGAAAUAUAGACAAGGAAUUCUUGAUGCUGGUCAACUUAUUGAGAUAUUGGAUACUAUUAUUGUUACGGAUCAAGAGGUUUUAAAUGGUAAUUAUGAAUAUGAAGAAUCUCUUCAUGAGAAUGCAAGUGAUGAGUUUGAAAAUGAAGAGGAAGAUCAAAUUUAUAAGCCUUUACCUUUACAACCUAUCUCUACUAACUUUUCUGAAGUCGAAACAACAGAAUUUUCAACUCAAACUGAAAAUCAACAGCUCCAUAUCAGUAAAGUUAGUAAUUCAUAUGAAAUCCAGCUAAAACAAACCCAACUUUCGAGUCACAAUGAUGUUUUGAUGAAAAUUGAUCCGAAACCGAAAAUAAAUCUGAGUCUUUCUCAACCGGGAUCUUUCGAAGUUGCAAAACCAGAUGUAAAAUUAUCAAUUAAAGCCGAUAAUCUAGCUGAUGUCCAGCCAAAACAAAAGCCAAAAUUUGAUUUUUAUUCUCAAAGUUUGUUCGCUGUUGUUCCGAUUCCAAAGAAAGAAGAAAGAGUUGUUUGUAUCAAUAUGUCAGGUUGCAGUCCGUUAAUCUCAAUAGAACCCAAAGUUAAAAAAUUAUCCCAAAAAACUCAACAAGUUUUCUCUUCAUCCCCCCAGAAGAAGCAAUUGUCAAACAAAAAGAGUGCUAUAUUUGAGCAGAAACCAGCAAACAAACCAGUUUUAACUGUCAAAAGUAAUCAAAUUUUCGAAAUCAACAAGAAAGUCAAGCUUUCUAAGACAUCCACGCAAAUAUUCACCCAAAAUGCUAAAAGAAAAACCAACAUGCUUCGCCAUUUCGAAGUCUUAUACGAUAAGAAAAUUUCCAAACCACAAAUCAGUUUUAAUGCUGUUUCUUAUGAAAUAAAUCAACAAGAGGAUCCAAAGAUCGAUAUUAGUAAGAUUGAUAUCGAAAAAAGAGAUAGAAUUAUCCGAAAAUUAAUGCAGAAGAAUGAAGAGCUCCAGGCCAAGAUUUCUGAGCUUAGUGUCGAUAAAGGUAGUGAUUUUAAGCGCCAGAUUGAAGAAUAUGCAAGAAAAAUCAAACAUCUCAAGCAAAGUCAAGAAAAACAUUUGAUUGAGAUAGGAAUUCUCCGUGAAAGAACGAGAUCUCAGUCUAUAGAGAUAAGUAAACUCUUAGAUAAGAUCCCAUCCAACGAUACUCAAUCAAUGUCUUUAAUUGAAAAGAUGUUCAACGCUGUAGAAAGUCAAAAUCAGUUCUUGGUCAGGAAAGUAUCUGCAAUUAAGCCACAGGUUGUCGAAAAUGAGGAUAAAUCCAUUUUAAUGGUAAUUGAUAAUUUAUUGAAGCAAAAUCGAACACUUCAUAAUGAAAUCAUUAAGAGUACAUUACAACAUGACGAAUCUUCGGUCACAGAAUCCUCUGAAAUCAGUUUAUCUCCAAAGAAAACUCAUCAUAAGAAGAAAAACAUUGAUUCGCGAGUUAUCGCCCGCCAGUGGCAAUCUCAAAGCCAGUAUAGCUCAUCUGCUGCAAGCGAAAUUGAAGAAUCCGAAUCUACUUCUUAUUCAUAUCUCCCUUCAGAAUAUGUUCUAAGGAAACCUUCGAAACAUAGAUCUCAUAGAGAACAUGAUCGUAAUCCAUUUGGAUUGUCUGGAGACGCUCCUCUUUGGAGUCCAGACAGAUAUCAAAAGCGGAAAACGGAGGGGAAUCCAUCUUACUCCAUAUCUUCGUAUGUAUAG